AAGCCCCGCCCCUUCUGAAUAAAAACAAUGAGAGAGCACUCAUCUGUCAGAGUUGUGUGCUGUGUCUCUGUGGACACACUCAUGGCCACGUCCCGCCUCCUGCUGCUGAUGUGGACCUGCUGCGUCCUGCCAGAUGUAGACAUUUGCUUCAACUUCAACACAAAGCACUUGAAGAUCUUCUCCGGUUCAGAGAAUUCCCAGUUUGGCUACACAGUCCAGCAGCACCAGGCAGGAGGACAACAAUGGCUGCUUGUUGGUGCCCCCCUCGAGUACACGGGCAAGCAGCAGACGGGCGAUGUGUUCAGGUGUCCGUUGGAUAAGGGAAACUCCACUAACUGCAGCCCACUCAACUUGGGAAGACUGUCCCUGGAAAAUGUGUCGGAGAAGAAAGAUGGGAUGCGUCUGGGAAUCACGCUGAGCUCUGAUCCCCAAGACAGCAGCUUUGUGACAUGCGGGCCACUCUGGUCUCACGAGUGUGGAAGCUUCUUAUACAGCACCGGGAUCUGUAUCCGCGUCGAACAAAACUUCCAAAUGUCAGACACCAUUGCUCCUGCCUUCCAAAGAUGCGAGACCUUCAUGGACUUGGUGAUUGUUGUGGAUGGCUCUAACUCCAUCUAUCCAUGGUCUGAUGUCAGGGACUUUGUCACAAACAUCCUCAACAAGUUCAACAUCAGCCCACAGCAGACACAGGUGGGCGUAGUGCAGUACGGGUCCAAGGUGGUUCAUGAGUUCCGACUGGGCGAGUACCAAACAUCAGAAGAGGUGCUGGAGGCUGCCAGGAGCAUCCAGCAGAGGGGCGGUGAGGAGACCAGGACGGCAUUGGCCAUCGACGUGGCAAGGUCACAGGCGUUCCAAAGUGGAGGCCGCCCUGGUGCUCAUAAGGUGAUGAUUGUAAUCACAGAUGGAGAAUCUCAUGACAGCCCUCAGCUUGUGGACGCCGUCACCGCCAGCGAGCGGGACAACAUCACCUUGUAUGCUAUUGCGGUUCUGGGGUACUACAACCGGCGGGGGAUCAACCCGGAGGCGUUUCUCAAUGAGAUCAAGUUCAUCGCCAGCGACCCGGACGAGUCACACUUCUUCAACGUGACGGAUGAGGCGGCGUUGAAGGACAUCGUGGACGCUCUUGGAGAGAGGAUCUUCUCUCUGGAGGGAACCAGCAGUCUGGGUCAAGGUUUUGGCCUGCAGAUGGCACAGGCGGGAUUCUCCUCACACGUGGUCCAGGAUGGAAUUCUGCUCGGAGCCGUUGGCGCUUACAACUGGAAUGGUGCCGUGCUGAAGCAGGCCAAACAUCAGAAGGUGGUUCCUCCCAAAUCCGCGUACAGCAAUGAAUUUCCAGAGGAGCUGCAGAACCACGGAGCCUAUCUUGGUUACUCAUUGGGGUCGCUGCUUUCCUCCGGUGGAUCUCAAGUGUUUGUGGCUGGAGCUCCAAGGUUCAACCACAGUGGGAAGGUUAUCACAUUCACCUUGGACAACAACGGUAACAUGACCAUUCUGCAGGCGCUGCUGGGAGAACAGAUUGGCUCGUAUUUCGGCAGCGUGUUGUUAACGAUGGACGUUGACAGAGAUGGCCAAAGUGAUAUCCUCCUGGUGGCAGCACCCAUGUACUGCAGUCAUGGCUGGGAGGGAGGAAAAGUUUACAUCUACACCGCUACACCUCAGGCUCCACUAGUCCUGCAGGGGGUACUGUUGCCCGACGUCUCUGACAACUCCCGCCUGGGCUCGGCGCUGGCCCAGAUUUCCGACAUGAACGCAGACGGCUUCAAUGAGCUGGCGGUGGGCGCACCGCUGGAGGAUGACCACCAAGGGGCGGUGUACAUUUACUCCGGCCACAAGAAAGGCAUCAGGCAGCGGUACAAGCAGCGCCUAUCGGCAGCCAGCAUCUCUGCAGGUCUGAACUACUUUGGGCGAAGUAUUCACGCAGUUCUGGACGCCAACGAUGACGGCCUAGUGGACCUGGCGGUGGGAGCGCUGGGAGCCGCCGUUGUCAUGUGGUCACAAGAGGUGGUGCGACUUCAGGCCACAUUGACCUUUGAGCCUGAGAAGGUCAAUGUCUUCGAUAAGCAUUGUUGGCGAGGAAACAAGCUGGUCUCGUGCAUGUCAGCCAUCAUCUGUCUGCAUCUUAACUCCACCACCUCAUCCAGGAUCGAUGAGGUCGCCGUGUGGUUCACUCUGACGCUGUAUGAAAAUCGUUUCCCUCCCCGAGCACUUCUGGAUCCUGUGGAUCGGCAUCAGCCUAAAACGUUGUUCGUAAGAACAGGAAGUUCUCAGUGCCAACGUCUGGGCUUCACUGUGCAGGACACGAUGGAUUACGGACGUCCAAUCCCAGUGACCUUGGAGUCGGGGCUUUGGAAGUCAGAUGACGGGCCGGUGCUUGACCCAGACUCACCCAACAUUCUCAAGACUGAGCUUCCAUUCUGGAACGGAUGUGUGCAGGAAGACGCCUGCGUCCCCGACCUAAACAUUAGGAGUAGCACUGACCUCAUGGAUGCAAAACAGUUCUGCAGGUCAAAAGAGGGUGCCAGCUGGUCGCUGUGCAACCAGCAGGUGACGAUGAAGGAACAUGUCUUUGUCGUGGAGUCCAGGCGGAGGAGAGUGCUGCUGUCUGCCCAGAUGCAGAACACAGGGGAGAGCGCCUACAGAACCUCCAUCAACGUCACCUCCUCUGAGAACCUCGUCUUCUCCAGCCUCUUAGUCAAGGAUCAAUCAGAUAUUCAGAUUGAGUGCUUGGCUGUGGACCCGCUGACCAAUCAGAGGAAAUGUAACGUCAACGCUCCAUUCAUGAAGUCCUCUUCUCAGGUGUCUUUCCGUGUGGAGUUUGAGUUCAGUCAUUUUGUUUUUCUGGACCACCUUCGCAUCAUCGUGGUAACCAGCAGUGAAGGAGAAGAUGCGUUUCCAAAAGACAAUGACAAUGACAUCAUCCUCCCUCUAAAAUACCAAACAGACCUUCUCUUUACCACAGAUCAAAGUCCCAUCCGCUUUGAAAUCCACUCCACCCAGGACGAGGACACUCUUCCCUCCUUCAACAUGUCCUUCUACAUCCAGAACACGGCCUGGUUCCCCGUGCGGGACAUCCUCUUCACUGCGGACACCUGGGCCACGAGUCUCCAAGGCAACCGUCUGCUGAGCAUCAGCGAGUGCAGCGUCGAACAGGUGAGAAACAGCGGUAGCUCCGCCUUGAUGCUGGACUCUAGCCUCUCGUCUCUGCAGGCCGUUGCCGCGUGUGUCCUGCCACCAGCCGCGGCCGCCAAUCAGGUGACAGCAGAGGACCUGAGUCACCUGACUCAGAUGAACCAGAGUAACAGUGGCAACAUGACAGUCCAGUGCAGACUGGAUAUUCCUGCCUCCAAACAGGUUAAAGCCACCCUCACAGGUACACUCCACAGACCUGUCCUCCAGGCGGUCAUCUUCAAGUCACUGGAGGUGCUGGUCAGUGCAAGCAUCCGUUUAGAACCUUCUGCUUCAUACUUCCUGCGUGAAGAGCAGCCUGUCCGACAGAUGAUUAUGGAGCUGAGGAAGAACCAGGAUGCUGAUGCCCUUCCGGCCAGACUAGUCCUGGGAAGCUCAGUGGGAGGUCUGCUUCUGCUGGCGUUGCUAGUGCUGGCUCUGUGGAAGCUCGGCUUCUUUAACAGGAAUAGAAAGAGUCAGCGGGAGGAGUCGAAGGUGCCGGCAGCCAACGGGAAGCAGGCAGAGGGGUUGUGAUAACGUGUGUGGCUGCUCGGUGACAGGCUUACUGUCAUUGCUGAUGUUCAUAUUCUUUGUGAGGUGGCGGACCUUGCAUCUUUAAAGGACAGGCUGACCAUCCCUUCCUGGCGACACUCAAGUCAAGUCACUCACCAAGGCCCCUUGGUGGCUGGCUGCUUGCACUGCAGGCCCGGCCACAUUAAAAGGGACCUAUUAUGCUUUUUCCACUUUCCUGACCUAUAAAUGUUCUAUUCUCAUGUUAAACAAUGAGGUUUGCACAUUUAGAAGUUUGGGAUGGCUGUGAACGCUCGGUUUCAGAGAGCUCACUGUGACACAGACUUCCUUAUAUGGGAAAAUCACAGUGGCAUGCCUGGAGGCCGGCCAUGCAGGGAAUAAAUUAAAACAUACCAUUUUGGAUAUCCAAGGAAAUACAGUUGCAAUAGGUGCAGAUUCUGGAAGAUCUGGAAAGCUUUCUGUGCAGGUUAUCGUGUCUUGCUGCUCUAUAGGAGUGCACAACUCAAAACAUUUGUAUAAUAGGUCCCCUUUAAGGAAGUUAUACAAGGUGGCGUACUUGUCAAUCAAAUGGUAGUCCUGCCUGGGAACAAUUCCUUGUUAGUCAUUGCUAGGUACAUUUUAAUCCAAAUUCUACCCCUUAACGCCAGUCAUACUUAAGAAGUAAGCAAAAUACCAUUUAAAAAAAUUCUCACUCUUUUAAUGAGUUUUCAGUUUUCUUGCGUGUAGAUUAUUUUUACAGUUUGUGAAUACAACAUGUUUCACACAUCUCAUUGGGAGUUACAAUGUUAAUAUUAAACACUGCCCCCUGCUGGACAACACAACAAAAAGCAGGUUCGAGGCACUUCGCAGGGCUGGAUGUGAUGCAAUCUACUCCACAAAUUAAAUGGUACACAAUCAGCUUGUCACGAGGAUUAAAAAUCAAUACGAAAAAGAAUCUGCAACUCUUCCACACAUGUGAGUUAACUUAACUUGUGGGCGGAGUUAUUGAGUGAUGGUUUGGUCAGUGCGUAGCAUCGUCACAGGCAACGCUAGCUUCCUAGCGAACGUUCACUUUAAAGAAAAAAAAAACCCAAACAACAAAUUAAACAUGAUAAAUAAUGCUAAAGUGAUGCAUGCCAAAGUGAAUGCUAGCAUCAGCGCUAACAUAGCACGUGACCAUGAACUGUUUCUGAAUGACAGUGCAGCAAAGACACUUUAA
This is a messenger RNA of Doryrhamphus excisus (bluestripe pipefish), 4894 nucleotides long. The record is from RefSeq and is a predicted model, not a curated record. Lineage: Eukaryota; Metazoa; Chordata; Actinopteri; Syngnathiformes; Syngnathidae.